Messenger RNA from Nerophis lumbriciformis (worm pipefish), 1485 nucleotides. NCBI's taxonomy places the organism in Eukaryota, Metazoa, Chordata, Actinopteri, Syngnathiformes, Syngnathidae. The record is from RefSeq and is a predicted model, not a curated record.
AUGUCGGUCACGCCGCGACGUGUCCGUCUGAAGCCGUGGCUGGUCGCCCAGGUGGACAGUGGAAAGUAUGCGGGCCUGGAAUGGAUCGACCGUGACGCCAUGCGCUUCAGGAUUCCCUGGAAGCACGCCACUCGACACACACCCCAACAUGAGGACGAGGACACAAUAUUCAAGGCGUGGGCUGUGGAGACAGGGAAAUUCCAAGAGGGCUCUGACGAACCUGACCCCGCCAAGUGGAAAGCUCAGCUCCGAUGUGCCCUCAACAAAAGCCGGGAAUUCAACCUCAUUUAUGAUGGCACCAAAGAGGUCCCGAUGAAUCCCUUGAAGAUAUAUGAUGUCUGUGACAUCCUGCAACCCCUAAGCAACCCAGCUUCUUCAGAUGCUGGUUCUUGGACUCCAGGUGAGGAAGACGGUGCGGAGGAAGAUGUUCCAGAUACACCAGAAUCUCUUCCUCCAUACCCAUCUAACGGCACCAGUCCUUCUCCUCUCAUCUUGUGGUCUCCUAUGGGCUCAGAGUCUUCCAUGCCACCAUCAUCAAGUUGUCCUCAACCUAAUAAAGUUUGGCCUAAAGAGGAACCAAUUGAAACCUGGCCGAAACAGGAACCUGUUGAUGUGGAAAUGCAAGCCACGCCCAUGGCUGACUUACCCUCUGCCCCGCUUGCUGAUCCGUCUAUGCAGGGGCCUUCUCUUCCUGACACCUUAUUUGCCUCUCCAGAGAUGUGGAUCAGCUCCCUCCCAAUGACUGACCUGGAGGUGCGGUUCCUGUACAGAGGGAGGGAUAUGUGUCCCACUGUCACCGUCAGCAACCCUCAGGGCUGCAGGCUCUUCUACGGCGACCUGGGCCCCAUGGUCAACCAAGAGGAGCUGUUUGGACCGGUCAGCCUAGAACAGUUACGCUUCCCGACGACGGAGAACAUCACUAAUGACAAGCAGAGACUCUUCACGAACCGGCUGCUGGACGUGAUGGACCGAGGUCUGAUCUUAGAGGUCAGUGGCCAUGAUAUCUAUGCUGUGCGGCUGUGCCAGUGUAAGGUGUACUGGUCUGGGCCCUGCGCACCAAAUGCCUCGACGCCAAACCCCAUCGAGCGACAAACAAAGGUCAAACUUUUUUGCCUGGAGUCUUUUCUCAGUGGUGUGAUUGCCCACCAACGCGGACAAACCCCAAACCCUCCACAGUUUGAAAUCAGCCUUUGUUUUGGAGAGGAAUGGCCUGACGGGAGACCAACAGAGAGGAAACUCAUCAUGGUGCAGAUCAUUCCAGUGGUCGCCCGCAUGAUCACAGAGAUGUUUUCCGGAGACAACACACGAUCCUUCGACAGCAGCAGCGUGCGACUCCAGAUCUCCAUCCCCGAUAUCAAAGAUAACAUAGUGACCCAUCUGAAGCAGCUCUACUGUCUUUUGCACACCAACCAAGGCCCCCAAGACGGCUGGGUUUUGCCUCCCGGCGCAGGCUUGAAUCUUGUCCAGACCUUGCAAGGCCAGUGA